Messenger RNA from Cyanistes caeruleus (blue tit), 4188 nucleotides. RefSeq names its product Scm polycomb group protein like 2 (gene SCML2). NCBI's taxonomy places the organism in Eukaryota, Metazoa, Chordata, Aves, Passeriformes, Paridae. Gene Ontology annotation, cellular component: nucleus. Gene Ontology annotation, biological process: negative regulation of DNA-templated transcription. Gene Ontology annotation, molecular function: chromatin binding; histone binding. The record is from RefSeq and is a predicted model, not a curated record.
UGCGCGCGUCGACCAGAAAAGCCGGAUGCUUGUUAAAAGUCGUUUAAUUCGGAGCGCUCGCUUGUGUUGGGGAGGCUGAGCUGAAGACAGAGAAGAUGUAGCUGAGUGUAGAGACAAUUUCAUGCAGCCUUUGAGAUCUUACUUUUCCAUAAAGAUGCCACAGUGUGCGCUGAGAGGAAACUGUUGUGCUGAAAGGAAGAAUUAACUGGUCUUUCAACUUCAGCCUUUUUAUUGUGAGAGGGGAGAUCACAGAAGUGUUACCAUGAGGAGAACAGCAGCGAAAGAUUCAAAGAAUAUUAAAAAAGACAAAGAUGGAAAGAAUCAGCAGGCAAACAACCCAUCUUUAAAAAGUGAACAGUUUAAUUGGGAUGAUUAUCUGAAAGAGACUGAAUCAGUAGCUGCCCCCCUGCAUUGUUUCAGACAGUCUAGAAUUCCGCCCAAGAACGAUUUCAAAGUUGGUAUGAAACUGGAAGCGCACGAUCCUCGCAAUGUUACCUCCGUUUGUAUAGCUACAGUAAUUGGAAUCACUGGUGCCAGGCUAAGGUUGCGGCUGGAUGGAAGUGACAACAAAAAUGAUUUCUGGAGGCUUGUGGAUUCCUCGGACAUACAGCCCAUUGGGACCUGUGAAAAGAAAGGGGGCAUGCUUCAGCCUCCACUUGGGUUCCAGAUGAAUGCAUCCUCUUGGCCAAUGUUUCUCUUAAGAACUCUCAAUGGAGCUGAAAUGGCACCUGCAGCGUUCUUUAAGAAGGAACCACCAAAACCUGUGCCAAACUGCUUUAAAGUUGGAAUGAAACUUGAAGCUAUAGAUAGAAAGAACCCAUACCUGAUUUGCCCAGCAACCAUUGGAGAUGUUAAAGGAGACGAAGUUUUUGUUACAUUUGAUGGUUGGAGGGGAGCAUUUGACUAUUGGUGCAGGUGUGAUUCUCGAGAUAUUUUCCCAGUCGGAUGGUGUAGCUUGACAGGAGAUGCAUUACAACCACCAGGGAACAAUGUUUCCAUUACAAAGAGCAGUGCAAAAAUCCAAUCUUCCCCUUCCAAAGUGACCCGGCGUUCAAUGCAGUCUCCACAGAAAUCUGCUCCAGUACCAGCGCAGCGGGGCAGGAAACCAGGUCGGGGCAAACCCCCUGGACAGUCUGCAGUUCCCAAGAAGGGCAGGUCUCCUAAAAAUAUUCCCCUGACAAAAAGCACCUCUCAUACUGAAAAUCCUAAAACAAGGAAAAAAAGUUUAAAACCUGGAAAAAAGAAAAAAAUCUUGCCAGAACAAGUGACUCCUACAUCUCCUUCUCAGUCAUCUCCGGAGGGGGAAAAUGGCACUACCCAGAUACUUAAAGAUGGAAUCAGUUUGUCUGGUGCAACUGCAGCAGUUAUAUCCACAGUGUGUGUUUAUGUGAACAAACAUGGAAAUUCUGGGCCUCACCUGGAUAAGAAGAAAGUUCAGCAGCUUCCAGACCAUUUUGGACCAGGUCCUGUCAAUGUGGUACUUCAGCAGGCUGUACAGGCUUGUGUGGAUUGUGCCUAUCAAGCCAAAACAGUCUUUGGAUUUCUGAAAUCUGGUCAUCAUGGAGGGGAAAUGAUAACUGCUUCCUUUGAUGGGGAAAAGCAUGCCAUCAAUCUUCCUUCUGUAAACAGUGCAUCGUUUGUCCUACGCUUCUUGGAGAAACUCUGCCACAGUCUGCAGUGCGAUAAUCUCUUCAGUAGCCAGCCUUUCAGCCCUUACAUGGGAUGUGCACAUAGUCCCAUGGAGUACGAUAGGAAUAAGCCAGCCAAAGAAGAAAUACCUGAAAACAGGAGUGCUAAACGAUACCCUCAGGACUCUCCACCAUACACUGCUCCUCUUUCCCCUAAGCUUCCCAGAAACGAUGCUCAUCCAUCUGAAGCAGAAACAUUGCCUAUAGAGGAAAACAGCACUUCCAAAGAACACCGAUUUUCUGAGGAUUCUAUGGAUUCUGCACUUAAUUCUGUAAAUCCAUCAAACCCAACCUGUCGAAAUUCCACAGAGUACCGCACUUCAGGAAAUGCUGCAUAUUACAGAAAUUCCCAUCAGCCAGCAACUGCUACCUCAAAUUCAGCCCCAGUCCUGCGCAGGCUGCCCCUGUGCUCUGCUGGGAGCAGUGGUUACUAUGAAGUCAGUAGGAAUCGGAUACAGAGGAGGAUUGAAGCUGCAAGUUCCACAACUGGACCAGAUUUGAAUUCACUAAAAAGGGAACCUUCAAGAAUAUUGAAUAAGGAUCCUUCCACUUGGUCAAUAGAGGAAGUAGUACGUUUUGUGAAAGAAGCUGAUCCACGGGCACUGGCUCCACAUGCAGAACUCUUCAGGAGACAUGAAAUUGAUGGGAAGGCACUGCUAUUACUGAGGAGUGAUAUGAUAAUGAAAUACAUGGGACUGAAGCUGGGGCCUGCCCUGAAGCUGUGCUACCACAUUGAACGGCUUAAACAAGGAAAGUUUUAGCCAGUGGGGAUACCACAAACACGUGUGCUCAGAUCACACCAAGCUCUCAGGUUCACAGCCAUGGCCUUGAUUUGAAACUCUUUUGCUGAUAUAAACUUUUAUUUUUUGAAAGUGCUCUCGAAAUGUAAAAGACACAUUUAGGAUAAAGGCAGGGAGGGAUUUGUAUUACAUUCUAGUAUUUUUGCAAACUGUUUCACAGAAAAUUGGCAGGGAAGGACAAUUGAUCAUACUGGGUGUGGGCAGGUCUGGUAACAAUGCUCUCCAAAUCCUGAAAAGUGUGUUCUGUGUUACAGGCUUCAGCCAGUGUGUUCAUAUCCAGAACCAAAACAGCUGAAUCCCAAAGGGAAAUAAUAAAUUAAACCAGCAUCAGGUGUUAAUAAUUUUUACAGGAGUGGCUGUAAACUUUUAUAUUGCAAGAAAAUCUUAAAAUAUAAGAUCUCAUCUCUGUAGUGAAUAUUCUGGUCUUUCAGAAGAGAGGAAGGGUUAUGGAAGAGAGGGCUUAAUACAAAUAUAAGCUUUUAUAAAGUGUGAUUAUCAGUCCUUUGGGAAGUUAUGAGGACAAAUGUAUCAUAUAUUGUCAGUUUAGGCAGGCAGUAAAUAUUUCUGUUUCAUGGAAGGUCAUAUUGGCUGUAUAAACAGCCAUUUCUGGGACAGACGGAUUUCACUGGAACAAUGCAUCCACAUAUUAAACAUUCCAUCUUUUUGCUAAGUUUGGCAUGGAUGUGUGUGUUCAUGCAUUUUAUAUGUACAUGUGUAUGUGUCAGGGAAAUAUACACUAUAUAAAAAUAUACAUACACACUGUACAUAUAUUUUCAGUUUUUUAAUGUGUACUUUGCACUGUGCCAGAGAGAACUGUACAAUUUCUUGUUGUUUUUUUUUUACCAGUACAUUUACUUGUAUAUUACUUUCAUUAGCACCUGUUUAAUUUGUUCUUGAGUCAGAAGGUGACAAACAAUCAAAAGGUGUCUUUAUUCAUACAGGCAAGAUCCCUGUACUAUGCAAUAAUCCUGGUUAUUCAUCCCUUAACUCUGAGACAUAUAUUCUGAUAUAUAUUUGGAAAGACACAUUUGGUUCCAAUGUUUGGGGUUUAUAUUUCCUGUGAGGAAGUGCUACUAUGUAACUGAUAAACCUUUUUUUGGGUAAAAUUGGUGCUGUUUGUAUAAGCUGCAAGAAUGAGUGGUGAUAAUAAAACAUUUUGUUGUCACUGCCAGUUGUAAAAUACAUCAGGGACAAAAAAAAUAUACUUUCUGCUUAGGAUACUGAAUGUACUAUAUGUAAUAGUCAAGUGAUAAAAACUGUUUGUUAGGGAAGGUGUAGUCCUAAAAUGGUAGGAUUUAUUAUAUUUCUUAAUGCCUUUUUAUAUGAAAGCGUAUAGUAUAAAUGUAUUUUUUACAAAUUCCUUUUUUGAAAGUUACUUUCUUUACCCAUAGAUUGAUACUUACCAGAUUUCAGCAGAGGUACUGCUAGAAAACAGUGAAUUUUUCUUGUAGUGACCUACAAGUCCAAGCAUUUUGUUAUUUUAAGUGACUGCAAUGCAAUUUCAAUUCAGAAAGUCAUUUGGGCCCUGAGAAUUGUUUUUGUUAUUACAUCAUUAGACAUUUGACACUAAAGUUUAUCUGUAUCGAUUUGUUUUGCAUAUCUUUUGUGGUGCAUGUAUACUUAGAUGAAUAAUACAGGCAUGCUCUUUAUAGUAAGAAAAGGUCAGAGCAUUGAUUGAAGAAACAAUAUUUUCUCUUGGU